Brachypodium distachyon (stiff brome) is the source of this 814-nucleotide messenger RNA. RefSeq lists its product as uncharacterized. NCBI's taxonomy places the organism in Eukaryota, Viridiplantae, Streptophyta, Magnoliopsida, Poales, Poaceae. The record is from RefSeq and is a predicted model, not a curated record. Gene Ontology annotation, molecular function: enzyme inhibitor activity. The transcript has a single exon. Bases 180 to 722 code for a protein of 180 amino acids.
CAAUUAAUGUCGUAUAAUUAGAAAUUUAGAAUCCAUUGAUUGAUGAUUGAUUGCUUACUCACAUCCCUUCCGAUAUGUGGUACUCUCAUUCAAUCAAUCGCUCUAUAAAUGAAUCCACACAAAUCUCACCUGCAGACGCAUAAACACAUACACCUGCAGAGCAUCGAGAUCGAUCGACAAUGGCGUCCUCUGUUCCUGCUGCUAGUGCCGUCCCGCUGCUGCUGCUCUUCUCCCUCGCGGCGGUGGCCGGCGGCAACAUCAUCCUCCCGGCGUGCAAGACCGUGAGCGGCCGGGUGGACCCCACGUUCUGCGAGGAGGCGCUCGGCUCCGUGGGCGCCGGCGUCGACGCCAAGAGCUACAAGGAGCUUGCUGUCGUCGCCGCGGACCUCCUCGUGGCCAACGCCACCAGCACCAAGGCCAAGAUCGACGGCCUGCUAGCCUCCUCCGGCGGGAAGAAUAUCGGUGGCGCCGCCCUGCAGGCCCUCCGGUCGUGCCAGGCGCUGUACGGCGGGAUCGUGGACAGUGGCCGCGGCUCCGCCACCGCGAUCAGGGGCGGCAGGUUCCGCGAGGCGGCGGCGGGGCUGGAGAAGGCCGCGGCCGCGGUGAGGCGGUGCGAGGACGGGUUCGGGAAGAGCGGUGUGUCGUCGCCAUUGACGAAGGAAGGAGACAACGCGUCCAGGCUCGCCGGUCUCGCCGUCGCGCUGCUCGCUUUUGUUUAUUGAAUAUUUGAAUUUGUUGUGGCUACUGCUGUCUCUAAUAAAAAUGAAUUUGGAAAAAGAAAAGAAGAAUCGAAAGUUUUUUUUUGAGAGAAAAA